CUCCUCCUCAGUGGGAGCGGCGCGUCUCCUACUCCAUUUUUGUCAGACGGGUAGAGGAACGCUCUCUCGUCGGGGAUACUGUCAGUCCACGCAGCGGACACUUCAUACCGAGCAACAAAGACUUCGAAAGCGAUUACUGCAGUCUGUUUUCUGUUGGUUUUCGUUAGGAAGAGUCUUUACAGUGUUCUCAGGUGUCUGACAUGGUAGAUUAUCACGCCGCUAAUAAUCAAAUUCAGUAUUCAUCGGGCGGACAGCAGAGCUACAUGGAGCAGGAGAACGACUGGGACCGGGACCUGCUGUUGGAUCCGGCCUGGGAGAAACAGCAGCGCAAGACUUUCACGGCCUGGUGUAACUCUCACCUGCGGAAGGCGGGAACGCAGAUCGAAAACAUCGAGGAGGAUUUCAGAGAUGGACUCAAACUCAUGCUGCUCCUAGAGGUCAUCUCAGGGGAGAGGUUACCUAAACCUGAAAGAGGCAAGAUGAGAGUUCACAAGAUCAACAACGUCAACAAAGCGCUGGACUUCAUCGCCAGCAAAGGAGUCAAACUGGUGUCCAUCGGCGCAGAAGAAAUUGUGGAUGGAAACGCCAAGAUGACUCUGGGAAUGAUUUGGACCAUCAUCCUCCGCUUCGCCAUCCAGGACAUCUCAGUGGAGGAAACCUCUGCUAAAGAAGGAUUGUUGCUCUGGUGUCAGAGAAAGACGGCUCCUUACAAGAACGUCAACGUACAGAACUUCCAUAUCAGCUGGAAGGAUGGUCUUGCCUUCAAUGCUUUGAUCCACAGACACAGGCCAGAGCUCAUUGAUUAUGACAAGCUGAGAAAGGAUGAUCCAGUGACCAAUCUGAACAACGCUUUUGAAGUGGCAGAGCGAUACCUGGACAUCCCCAAGAUGUUGGAUGCAGAGGACAUUGUGAACACAGCACGUCCAGAUGAGAAAGCCAUAAUGACCUAUGUGUCCAGUUUCUACCAUGCCUUUUCUGGAGCCCAGAAGGCUGAGACAGCAGCCAAUCGUAUUUGCAAGGUGUUGGCGGUCAAUCAGGAGAACGAGCACCUGAUGGAGGACUAUGAAAAACUGGCCAGCGAUCUGUUGGAGUGGAUUCGUAGGACAAUCCCAUGGUUGGAAAACCGUGCUCCAGAGAAAACCAUGACAGAAAUGCAGCAGAAAUUGGAAGAUUUCCGCGAUUACCGUCGCGUUCAUAAACCACCCAAAGUUCAGGAGAAGUGUCAGUUAGAGAUCAACUUCAACACAUUGCAGACCAAACUCCGUCUGAGCAACCGACCAGCCUUUAUGCCAUCUGAGGGACGCAUGGUGUCGGACAUUAAUGGUGCAUGGCAUAAACUGGAAGGGGCCGAGAAAGGCUAUGAAGAGUGGCUACUGAAUGAGAUCCGUCGUUUGGAGAGACUUGACCAUCUUGCAGAAAAGUUCCGUCAGAAAGCAGCCAUCCAUGAAAGCUGGACAGAUGGUAAGGAGGCCAUGCUAACACAGAAGGACUAUGAGACCGCAUCUCUGUCUGAGAUCAAAGCUCUCCUGAAGAAGCAUGAGGCAUUCGAAAGUGACCUUGCUGCCCACCAGGACAGAGUGGAGCAGAUUGCUGCCAUUGCACAGGAGCUCAAUGAGCUGGACUACUACGACUCCCCGAGUGUUAAUGCACGCUGUCAGAAGAUCUGUGAGCAAUGGGAUGCUCUGGGUUCCCUCACACAGAGUCGCAGAGAAUCUCUCGAGAGAACAGAGAAACAGCUGGAGUCUAUUGAUGAGCUGUACCUGGAGUACGCCAAGAGAGCAGCACCGUUCAACAACUGGAUGGAGGGAGCCAUGGAGGACCUUCAGGACAUGUUCAUUGUACACAACAUCGAGGAGAUCCAGGGACUGAUAACGGCUCAUGACCAGUUCAAAUCAACUCUUCCAGAGGCAAAUAAAGAGCGGGAAGCUAUCCAGGCCAUCCAGGCUGAAGUUCAGAAAAUCGCACAGUACAAUGGCAUCAAACUGGCUGGAAACAAUCCUUACACCUCCAUCACCCCUCAGAGCAUUGACAAGAAGUGGGAGAAGGUGCAGCAACUGGUUCCACAGCGUGAUCAGGCUCUUCAGGAAGAACUUGCACGUCAGCAGUCUAAUGACCAUCUCAGACGCCAGUUUGCCAACCAGGCCAACAUGAUUGGACCAUGGAUCCAAAAUAAGAUGGAGGAGAUCGGGCGGAUAUCAAUUGAGAUGAAUGGAACGUUGGAAGAUCAGCUGACCCACCUCCGUCAGUAUGAGCAGAGCAUCAUUGAAUACAAACCCAACAUCGACCAACUGGAGGGAGACCAUCAGCUCAUUCAGGAAGCACUUAUAUUUGACAACAAAUACACUGCUUACACUAUGGAGCACCUUCGUGUUGGUUGGGAGCAACUCCUUACUACAAUUGCUCGCACUAUUAAUGAGAUCGAGAACCAGAUUCUGACUCGUGAUGCUAAAGGCAUCAGCCAGGAGCAGCUUCAUGAGUACCGCACGUCCUUCAAUCACUUCGACAAGGACCACAGUGGUGUCUUGCAAGCUGAGGAGUUCAAGGCUUGUUUGAUCAGUCUGGGUUACGACGUGGAAAACGACAAGCAGAAGCGCACGGGGAUAAUGGACAGCGACGAUUUCCGCGCACUGCUCAUUUCCACUGGGAACAGCCUGGGUGAUGCCGAAUUUACUCGUAUUAUGGGUAUUGUUGACCCCAACAACAGUGGAGCAGUGACCUUCCAGGCCUUCAUCGACUUCAUGUCAAGGGAAACAACCGACACAGACACCGCAGACCAGGUCAUCGCCUCAUUUAAGAUCCUAGCCGGAGACAAGAACUACAUCACAGCCGAGGAGUUGAGGCGUGAGCUUCCUCCUGACCAGGCAGAGUACUGCAUUGCCCGAAUGGCACCGUACACGGGCCCCGACGCAGUGCCGGGUGCUCUUGACUACAUGUCCUUCUCCACCGCCCUGUAUGGGGAGAGCGACCUCUAAGGGCCAACUCCAGAACUCCGGAGCAGUUCUCUCUCCUGCAUCAGUGCUGAUCUUCUCACAGACUAGAUAGAUGAGAGCACUGGAUGGAGCUGCAUCUGUCUUUCUCUCAACCAUCCAGUCCUUAAAGAGAUCAGUGCUCCUGAGGAAGAGGAAGAUAUUUAAGAGUGUUGGAAAUGGGACUUCAUAGCACACCUGAGGGGGAGGGGGGAUAGAUGUUUGGGGGAAGGGGGUUACCAUGGCAUUGUGGGAAGAGCAAAUAACUGUUGAUGAAGCUUGCCGCGCAUUGAGGGAUAAUCUUUUGAUUCCGUGUUAAACAUGUCGGUCUUGGAGAGCUUAAGAAAAGAUGUAGGAUAGAAGGAAAGAGAGAAGUUUAAUAUUGCAGAUUCAGUGUCAAGGGAAGAGGGUGUGUGGCUUUGGACUGUAGCCACAGCUCAGGUUCUUUAAUCUUCUUCUGUUUCCUCUUAAAAUGACAUGUAUAAUAUGAAAGGACUCGAUGGCGUUUUUCCAGCUUUCAAGUGACUUCUCACCAGCAGUAACCUGUAAAGACAGUUGAUGUUGAGCCGUUGGGCUCAUUAAAUUCGAAAAAUAUUAAUUAAAUCUACUAGGUUGUUCUGGGAUGGAACUAAAGAGAGCUUAAAGAAUCAGCUUUGGCUUCAGUCUAUGCCUAGACGCUUAACCUGCACCCUCUACCCCGGUGGGGAGGGCACAAGCUUUUCCAGUUAACAUGCUAUUUUUCUUUGUUUUAAUUUUGUUUUCUUCCUAGAGUUGGUGGGGUGGGAGGUUUGGUUUGGGGUUGGAAUAUAUUAUUUGGCAUAUAGCAAGGCUGUAUAUCGUAGGAAAAUGGACAGAAUGACUCAAGUGUUUUGAUAGGGAAUUUGUGACAUGCCCUCUUAACCCAUUUUGCUGGAUCGGUGGAACUCUUUGAAAAUCUAACCUCAGCUUUUUCCUCCCUUUUUUAUUUCUUUCCUCCAGCAAUUUUGAGUUAGCGGGAUUCUACGCUGUACAUACUUAUUUUCCAGUACACGGAGCUGUCAGACUACCCAUGGCGGUCACACUGGGCUUCAGGUCAUAAGCAAAGAUUAUAAAAUGAGCAGUUUCACCCCUGCGGAGGACUGUAGGCAGGCUUAGGUAGCUACAGGUCUGUUUUUUGAGGGGUUGAAGAAUGAAGAUACAAAAAUACCCAGUCAAUUUUUUGUUUUCCUUCCCCGAUCAACCAUACAGCGUUCUCUUAUUGACUCCCUGACUCAAGUAGACAUGUCCCUUAAGGAUUUAUUAACUGAAACUAAUGUCCAUCUGCCAUCCAUCUCUAAUCGUUUCCCAGAUAUUACUGAAUGUCCAUGUGAGAGCUUCAGUGCUGAUGUGAGCAGCAUAGCCUUGUAGAGCCUACACAGCUGCUGAAUCAACAGUGGAAAAGAGAAUUUUAUAUAGUCAGAAAUAAGUACAAAUGUGCCUGGUAGUUGCAGGUUGCUCUCUCUCCCACUCAUUUUUUCCUUUCCUUUUGUUGUGCACUCGUUUUUCUCUUUCUACAGGGGGCAGGGACCCAAUGUACAGCUCUGGAGGUUGAGGGGAAGGAGUGGGAGAGCUGAAGUCUUAAUGAACAUUCCAUUAUGUCUUAAUUAAAAUUAAAUUACUGUCUAACAAAUCUAUGCAAUCAUGUAUCCAAUACCAACCAUGCUCUGUAAUGAACGGCGGGGGUGAUUUGCAAUCGGAAGUGUUGAAUUGAAGUGAGAACAAAUUAAGGGUAGAGGGAGGGAAUAGGGUUGGGAAGAUGGGCUUCAGAAGAUUUGAACAGACUUGGACCAAAAGCCUGCUCUUACAUCUGCAAAGUUGAAUAAAAGCAUUUGGAAUUCUGAUUUUUUUUUUCUUUUGUACUCUUUAAUAUCAAACGUUAUCUGCUGUACUGGAAAUUUGCAAAAACUGCUUUCUGUCUCAAGAUGAUAAGUGAAUUUCACAUGCACACAUAAAGUUUCCUUAUAAAAUAUUACCACUUUGAA
Onychostoma macrolepis is the source of this 4966-nucleotide messenger RNA. It is a transcript of the gene actn4, whose product is annotated as actinin, alpha 4. Lineage: Eukaryota; Metazoa; Chordata; Actinopteri; Cypriniformes; Cyprinidae. Gene Ontology annotation, biological process: muscle cell development; actin cytoskeleton organization. The record is from RefSeq and is a predicted model, not a curated record. The transcript is spliced from 22 exons. Gene Ontology annotation, cellular component: cortical actin cytoskeleton; Z disc; cell projection. Gene Ontology annotation, molecular function: actin filament binding; calcium ion binding. Bases 201 to 2972 code for a protein of 923 amino acids.